This is a messenger RNA of Rattus norvegicus (Norway rat), 1071 nucleotides long. The record is from RefSeq and is a predicted model, not a curated record. NCBI's taxonomy places the organism in Eukaryota, Metazoa, Chordata, Mammalia, Rodentia, Muridae.
AUGGCCGGCGCUCCAGCUGGGGGCACAGAUGGUCUGUAUUCAGAGCAGCGCGAGUGUGAAGAAAGGGUUUUUUCCCUUCCUCGGUCCCACGCCGCACCUCUCACAGCCUCUGUCCGCUAUCGCCAAGAGGAACUGAGAGAAAAGAGUCCCUUAGGCAGGACGUCCUUCCAAUGUGGGUUUCAAGGUUCAGAGGUUCAGUCCAGUAUGAUCAAGCACGGCAUCAUGGAGCACGGCCUCCAGGCAGGCAUGGAGAUGAAGAAAGAGAAGGGGUCCUACAUCUGGAUUGGGGGAGAAAGCUAUAGUGGAUAUUUUUUCUACACACACUGCCAACACACACACUGGGCAACUACCUUUCACUAUAUAUUCCUGCUAAGCCUGACGCUAAGUCCACAUCAGCAGCGCGCAGUCAUUCUGAAAUCCACUCACUCAGGAAUCCUUCUGCUCUCCACAUUUAGUAGUGUAAGUUGGUUGGUGUUGGGUGUAUUGAUAUGGAAUUAUAUAAAAGAAAAAAGGCAGGCGAAACUCGACGCCCAACUUGUGCGCCUGGGAAACCUCGUCGUUCCCUUUCCCCUGGCUGGCAGCACGGAGGCCGCACGUUGUCUAGAGUUACUGUACCAGCAGGAGUUUGUCAGAGCUCUGGCAGCCUUCCUCAAAAAGUCUGGGAAGCUGAAAGUCCCCGAAUGGGUGGACACAGUCAAACUGGCCAAACAUAAAGAGCUUGCCCCAUAUGAGGAGAACUGGUUCUACACACGAGCUGCUUCCACAGCACGGCACCGUGUCAGGCCCAGCCACUUCAGCAGAGGCUCUAAGAGUGCGGCCUGCCGGGUCCUCCAAGCCCUGGAGGGGCUGAAAAUGGUGGAAAAGGACCAAGAUGGGGGCCGCAAGCUAAUACCUCAGGGACAGAGAGAUCUGGACAGGAUCGCCAGACAGGUGGCCGCUGCCAACAAGAAGCAUUAGAACAAAGGAUGCUGGGUUAAUAAAUUGCCUCAUUCAUAAAAAAAAGAAAGAAAGAAAGAAAGAAAGAAAGAAAGAAAGAAAGAAAGAAAAAAGUAAAAAAUAAAAAAUAAAAAA